AUGGAUAUUGAGGAACGGAAGCUCAUGCAGAGGGCCCAAAAGGCCAGUCAGUUCACUGACUUCGCUUUUCUCUGCAAAGGCACAGAGAUUCCCGUGCACAAAGUAAUCAUCUGUGCACAGUCCAAAGUUUUCAAUGCCGUUUGCACGAGUGGUUUCAAGGAAGCCAUAUCUGGAGUCUAUGACUUAAGCGAGUACCCUCUGGAGUUGGUUGAGAUGAUGGUCGAAUACUUCUACGUCGGGUACUACGAAGAUCCUAGUGCAGAUAUGUCCAAGGUGUCCCUUUCGACGCAUCUGUCGAUGCUGGUCUUGGCCGACAAUUACGACAUCCGAGGCCUUGAACGGCAGGCUAAGUUUUGUUUCAUCCGCCGACUGAAUGAGAAGAAUAUUGAGCUGAAAGAAUUUCUCGAUUCGCUUCCGGUUCUACUUCCUGAAGGAGGUGAUGUUGUCUAUCAUGAGUACCCCGGUAGCAUCAAGAUGUGGCGAUUGCAGCAAGUCAAGUCCUCCAUAUAA
Fusarium musae is the source of this 510-nucleotide messenger RNA. RefSeq lists its product as uncharacterized. The coding region runs from base 1 to 510 and encodes 169 amino acids. The transcript is spliced from 4 exons. Gene Ontology annotation, cellular component: cytoplasm. NCBI's taxonomy places the organism in Eukaryota, Fungi, Ascomycota, Sordariomycetes, Hypocreales, Nectriaceae. Gene Ontology annotation, biological process: regulation of proteolysis; proteasome-mediated ubiquitin-dependent protein catabolic process. Gene Ontology annotation, molecular function: ubiquitin protein ligase binding. The record is from RefSeq and is a predicted model, not a curated record.